Molecule: messenger RNA, 1182 nt
Organism: Paralichthys olivaceus (Japanese flounder)
Lineage: Eukaryota; Metazoa; Chordata; Actinopteri; Pleuronectiformes; Paralichthyidae
Source: RefSeq, a predicted model, not a curated record
AUGUCGGUGUGGGAGCAGAGGACCAAUCAGCUGAGGAGACACAACAUCAGGGCGAGCAGCGAGGCCCUGUUCAACGAGCUCGACCCCGAGGAGCGCCUCCGCAUGUCCUCCGCCCUCCAUCUCCACCCUGACAUGAAGACCCACCUGGACCGGCCGCUCGUGGUGGAGGCCAGGAACGGCGACAAACCCAGCAGGCCUCCCGAAGGAGGGGGACGGGACGAGGCAGGGAGUCCCCGGCAGGAUGGGACAGGAGACAACUACUACGCUCACCCCAGGAAGCAUCACCGCCACCGCGACAGAAACGGCGACGGAGGCGACGGCAGGGGGGGGCGGCACCACACCCAUCACAGCAGGAGCAGAGACCACAAGGCUGAGCAGACGAAAGAGAGGAGGGCGGAGAGGAGCCACAGCCACGAGGGAGGGCAGGGACACAGGCACCACCACCAGGCUGGAUCCCCCGAGGAGGAGACCAAUGACGUGCACGGAGGAGGAGAAGAAAGAGGACAUCGCCAUCACCAUUCUCAUCGUCCACCCAAAGAGGGGAACGGGAUGAUGGCGAACGGUGCACAGGGAGAGCGGAAGGGCAGAGGAGGAGGAGGAGGAGGGGAUAGUAACGGAGAGAGGAAGGGUCGCUGCUCUCGUUUGGUCAGAGCUCAUUCGACUCUGGAUGGAGACGACUGUAAGAGGAACAGAAACGGAGCCCGAGGCCACAGAGAGAAGCAGCCAGAUGCCGAGGACAGCGGCCUCGCCUCCAGUCCUCUGCAGCUCAUGCACAGCAGCCUGAGUCUGGGGGAGAAGCAAGAGGACGCCGACAACCAGAAGAACUCCACCAGGGCCAGUCAGGCAGGCCUCAACAGCAGCAACGCCAUCCACAUCCCCGUCACCAUCACCGGCCCGCCCGGAGAGACCGCCAUCAUUCCCAUGAACAGCAUCGACUGUGACAACGUCCAAAUCAGCGACGAGAAGAAAGAUCUGGAGGAAGAGGAGGCGGCUAAUGGGCCUCGGCAGAUCCUCCCCUACAGCUCCAUGUUCGUCUUCGGGCAAACAAAUCCGGUGCGGCGGCUGUGUCACUACGUGGUCAACCUCCGCUACUUUGAAAUGUGCAUCCUGAUGGUCAUCACCAUGAGCAGCAUCGCUCUGGCAGCCGAGGACCCGGUGCAGGCCAACGCACCGCGCAACAAC